Molecule: messenger RNA, 870 nt
Organism: Symbiodinium pilosum
Lineage: Eukaryota; Dinophyceae; Suessiales; Symbiodiniaceae
Source: the annotation of a GenBank genome assembly
GAGUAUGACAGUGUUGACGCCGAUGUUGCGCACCAGCUUGGGACCUUCGUGACCAAGUCCUUCAAGGAUUCGCAAGAGAGGGCUUCUUGUCUGUCGUGCAGCACAAGACCCAAGAGCUACAUCAAGAGCCUGACAGUGUAUGAGCGAGACCCCAAUGACCGCAGAUAUCGGAUGACAGUGGAUUUGGAUCACGAUCGAGACACGAGCUACACGCAUGUUUGGUACAACAAGGAAAAACAAUGGCACUCCUUGCCGUCGGCUCUUCAAGCUUUUCCGAAGAGGCGUAGCGUUUUCAUGGGUCCUCGCAUCUUAGAUGAUGAGGCCAAUGUUGCAGACUUCCGUGAACCUGACGUUGUCAGUGUGGGGCACAGCCUAGCAGUCCAGCUCAACGGCUCAAUCUUGGAGCUUGCAGACGUCGCGCUCUGGGAAGAGGGCUCGGCAGCGGCCCACGAUGAAGUUCCUUUGGAGUUUCUUUUCACCGGCGCACCUGACGGCAUCAAUGAAAGUCAAAUUUCAUCUGCGCUGACACAGAAGUUAGCGGACAGGCUGCAGGAGGAGCAAAGGGUGGAGUUUCGAUCGCAGCUCAAGAAGCGUCAGGAAUCUUCUUUGCGGCGCCGCAAAGCAGGGCCUGAUGAGGGCGGUGAUGAAGCUGAGGAGACGUGGCGCAGAUACUUGCACAAGCCAGCACCAGAAGUGAAGUUAAAGGUGCAUAGUGUGUUUGAUGCUGGUACCCGGGUCCGGAAAGUUUUGGGCUGCCGUGUGCUGGUGUCUCCGGAGGCGGCUCUAGAACUCGGGAAGAUUUGCUUCCGUUCCAUCUUUGAGAGCGAGGAAGAGGAGAGGGAAAGACUACGGCAACUGCAUUGGUAUGAG